Molecule: messenger RNA, 4060 nt
Organism: Mercenaria mercenaria
Lineage: Eukaryota; Metazoa; Mollusca; Bivalvia; Venerida; Veneridae
Exons: 4
Coding region: 900-1685 (261 amino acids)
Biological process (GO): DNA integration
Molecular function (GO): DNA binding
Source: RefSeq, a predicted model, not a curated record
UACUUUAUAGAUUGAAAUGAUAUAAAGUUGUUUAUAUUUGCCUUUUAGCUACUAAUUUUUACAUGUGUCCAUAAUAGCAGUGCAUAGGGGUCUUAUCACGUUAUUGUUGUUACUUAUCCUUUUCGGACCUUUUCCCCCUUUCAUUAUCUUUAGCCUCGUUUUGAGCGGAAAACAUCGGAAAAAAUACAGAGAAGUUUUUCUUAUUUUAUUUUGUUUUUUCAGCUACAUAUUCUUCCGAUAAUCGAUAAUUUUAGCAGUUUUUUCUUAAUCAUAUAUCUAACUUUGAUUUGACUGAGUAAUUUACGUACGAACUACGGAUAAACUUAAAAUUCGGAUAGAACAAAGAAGGAACAAAGAAACACGUUUUUGACCUACUUUAUAGCGUGGGUUGUAGCCACAUUCCAUUGUUCUUUCUACUGCCAAUACUUUACGAUUGUCACUUUAAAUAUUAACUAUGCCAUUUCCCAUUAACAUUCUUAUACAAGGUCAUUCAUUCACUCGAAGGCUACAGAGAUGGUGUGUUGAAAAUCAACAGAUAAAUAUGAAUCUAGAUUCCAACAGGUUGCAGAUAUUCUGGCAUGGAAUAAGUGGAGGGAAUGUCAUUGACACUUGUCAUCAGAAGUCCAUCUGGCCCGAAACGUAUUUGGCAUCUGCUUUAAAUAUUCAAAUAACACUUUUAGAUAUUGGCAGCAACGACCUGUGUGAUCCAGCUGUGGAACCAUCCAAAUUGGUACAGAGCAUGACUGAAUUGGCGUACAAGCUACUUGAAUAUUUUGUAUCAAACUACAAACUCGAACUACAAAUCUGAUAAUCUACAUUGGGGAAACAGGAAGAAUACAGUUGUUUAGCCCUGGUUCUUUAGAAAUACAAAGAAAUAUUUUGGAAAGAUAAGAAAAAGGAUGCCUAAAAUAAGGCCCUCAGAGGCAAAAGGUGGAAAACGCCGGAAACCAAAAGACGCAGAUAGCCGUAUGGCUAGACUUAUAGCAACUGCCCUUGCAAAAGACAAAAACACAAUGCAGGAACUAAAAGAUCUUAUAAACAAGCAGGAGACUGAUGACGAGGAUGUGCAAACACAAAGAGAAGAUGGUACAUAUGUAGAUCAAGACGACAAUACAAAUGUAAAUCUGUCAGGUAGACGAAGCUUUAAGCCUUGCACCUUUCCUGGACAAGGACCCAACAGCAAUACCUCUAGAAAUGUCACCAUUGAUGUUACUAAAGUGAGGGAACAGUUAAUAGCCUCUUCCUUAGCCGCCACUACUAGAAAAACUUAUGAACGGUUUUGGGAACGCUUCUCGAAUUUUGUGAAAAACAAUCACAGUUCUUCAAGCUGCUUUCCAGCAACGUCAGACGUUGUAUCUUUGUUUAUAGCUCACUUACACUCCUUACAGUUUGCCCCUUCGACUAUUAGCAGUCAUCUUUCUGCGAUAACCUACUUUCACCUAGUUUCUGGUUUUGAUGACCCUUGUAACACAUUCAUUAUACGCCGCAUGAUACUUGGCUGUCGUAAAUCACGUUACCAGAAAGAUUCACGUCUUCCCCUUCUCAAGAAACAGGUAGACCUGUUAUUAAACGCAACAAAGCAUAUUUUUAGGACAAACAGAUUUCUACGGGUCCUAUACCGGGCCAUAAUUCUUGUCACUUUCCAUGGAUUUUUCAGGAUGGGAGAACUCCUCCUUCUAAACUGAGCAACUGUGGGAAUGUCGUACAGUUUGGCCAUGUUGCAAUGGUAUCGCCAUCAAUUAAAUUACAACUUCACUGCCAUAAAAUGAGAAAGUCUGACAAACCUGUUAACAUAAUUAUCCCUCCACAAAAACGUUCUUGCCCAGUAGCUUCCUUGAAAUCAUACCUGUCCCUGAGAGGUUACUCAGAUGGUCCUCUCUUUAUCUCCUCAACAAAUGAACCAAUUACUCUGGCACGUUUUCGCAGUGUUUUCAACGAAUUGCUAACAUUCUCCAAGUUAUCAACUAAACUGUACAAACUCCAUAGCUUCAGAAUAGGGGCUUGUACCCAGGCAAUCGUAUCUGGUAUCCCUGAGGCCGAAGUUAUGAAAAUGGGCCGUUGGAAAUCUCAUGCUUUCAGACGUUAUAUCAGAAUACCAAAUUUAAAAAUGGCAUCUAAGUGUCCUUCUAGGAAGUCAGAAUGAUAUGCAUAAUAAAAGACAUUGGAAUAUGUUUUCUAGUUCUGCAAAUUUUUAAAACAGAAUAAGCAAGCCCUGACGUUUUAGAUAUCCGUUGCUCACAGGAACUUUACCAUAUAUACAUAGGAACUGUAAACUGUUUUGAUAUGUGGCUAAUACUUAACAUAAAGUAAAACAGUGUAGACAUUGGGGUGUGUCUACAAUCUAUCUUACAAAGUGCAAAUAUUAGUUUUGGAAAUUUAACACUGUUGCCUGUUUAGUUUUGUAAAUACUGUUAAACAUAAACAUUGUAGACAUUGGGGUGUGUCUACGUUUAUCUUGCUUAGUGUAAACAUUGAACUGUGUAAGCUAUAAACGUUGUUUACAACUCAUUUUAUGUAUGUAAUAUUGAACAUAAACCUUGUAGACAUUGGGGUGUGUCUACGUUUUAUCUUGCUUAGUGUAAACACUGAACUGUGUAAGCUGUAAACGUUGUUUACAACUCAUUUUAUGUAUGUAAUAUUGAACAUAAACAGUGUAGACAUUGGGGUGUGUCUACAUUCUGACAAGCAUAAUAUAAACCGUGAGAUGUUUUUUACAUUAUAACCAUCCAACUCAGUGUAAACAUUGGGGUGUGUCUACACUUUUACACUUACAUGUACAUUUAUGUGUGUACUAUUCUGUCUACCAUUUACUCUCUGUUCAGUAGACAUUGGGGUGUGUCUACAUUUUUGUUAUUUUUAUUCAUUUUUGUUAGUACUUUUAUGAUUUCUAUUUUACUACACAUCAGUUGUCGUAAGAUCUUUUAAAAAAGAUAAUGUGUCAACCAUUACAUUUAUUAGUGCAAUAUACAGCAGAUAUGCUCAGCUAAUUAUCAUGCUUUUUUCUGGUCAUUUAACUAUUUUACAUACACUUACUGUCGAAAUACUUCGGUCCUUGUAUGUUCUUAGAUGUGUUUAUGUUCCUAAUCAACCUUUUUCCUUUACCUUGUAAUCUUAAGCUGACACUGUUAUAAUAUUAUUAGCAUACUUUUAAACAGGCGUAUAAUAUCAUUGUUUACAUCACCACUUUUUGGUCGGCAUGGGCAUGUGGUUGUCGAUUUACAAAUUUUACGUAUAAGGUAGUUCUGCUUUGUAAAUAUAACAGUUUGUACAUACCCACAAAGUUUUUACUAGACUAUGUUCAUAUACCUUAUUUUGUUACGCCUUAUAAGUUUGCGCUCCACUGCCUCUUUGGUUGGACUGGUUUAGGACUUUGCUUUGUCCUACUUUAUGUCACAAUUUUAUAGCCAUAUAACUAAUUCUGUACUACGUUUUGAUAACUAAAUAAUAUUACUUUCUAAUAAAACGUCUGACAUUGGUUAGAUGUCAGACAUUUUCAAUCCACGUUUAUCUUGUGUCUUUAUUGUGACAUAAAUGAACUGCAUCGGCAGGGGAGCGUAAAUAUAAAACCAUACUUUAUAGAUUGAAAUGAUAUAAAGUUGUUUAUAUUUGCCUUUUAGCUACUAAUUUUUACAUGUGUCCAUAAUAGCAGUGCAUAGGGGUCUUAUCACGUUAUUGUUGUUACUUAUCCUUUUCGGACCUUUUCCCCCUUUCAUUAUCUUUAGCCUCGUUUUGAGCGGAAAACAUCGGAAAAAAUACAGAGAAGUUUUUCUUAUUUUAUUUUGUUUUUCCACAUACCACCCCACCACCCACCUUGCUCUGCUAUUACGUUUGUUUUGAAAAUGUCGCUAAACAAGUUUUCUAGUCACAAUGUCUUAUUAUAGUUAUGCUUUCUUUUGUUGAUCUGUUAUAUCUAGUCAAUGCAUUGGACUUUGCUUUGUCCUACUUUAUGUCACAAUUUUAUAGCCAUAUAACUAAUUCUGUACUACGUUUUGAUAACUAAAUAAUAUUACUUUCUAAUAAAACGUCUGACAUUGGUUAGAUGUCAGACAUUUUCAAUCCA